AUGUCGUGGAACCAAGGGGGUCAGUAUGGCCAUAACCAGCAGGGAUACGGUCCCAAUAAUGGCCAAUGGAAUGCCGGCCCUAACCAGUGGCAAGGGGCAGGUGGCCAAUACCCACCACCCUCCCAGCCCUAUGCACGAUACAAGGCUAAAACUGAUGAAUACGGCGAACGAUUCAAGCCUAAGAAGAGAAUCAACGAUAUUCCGUUUUUGAUACUAUUCAUCGCCCAGGCAUGUUUCUUUCUUGGAUUUGCCGUGGUGUCGGGUAUUGCUCUACAAAGCUGGGUCUCCAACGGCAGCUUAUCCAGCGGCGGCGUCGGUGGGGGUCGUCAAGGGGGCACUAACGUAACAUUAAACUCCCACACCAUCUACCUUCUCCUGUUUGUAACUGCUGCCGGUCUGGUGUUUUCCACCAUCUACCUAUUAUUAGUCCGCGCCUUUACCAGCGUGAUCCUUCAGAUAACGCUGGUUUUGAGCGUGGCAGCCAAUAUCGCCAUCGCGGUAUACUAUUGGGUCACCAAAUAUUACUCGGGAGCAAUCAUAUUUACUAUUAUCGCCGUCUUUGGCGUGCUCGCGUACUUUGGUAUGCGGAGUCGUAUACCUUUGGCAAGCCUCAUGCUUCAGGUGGUGAUGGACGUCUCCAAACACCACAAGAGUGUUUACGUAGUUGCAUUCUCUGGCUUGAUUACUCAGGCGGCGCUCAGUGUAUGGUUUGUGUUUACUGCUAUCGCUACAUAUGCCAAGUGGACCCCCAACAACGCCACUUGCCAAAACGGCAGUUCUUGCUCGUCAGGCACAGUUACCGGGCUUAUCUUCUUCGAGCUGUUUUCGUACUUGUGGACUUCCCAAGUUAUUGGUAAUGUCUGUUUGGCGACGAUGGCCGGUGGCCCUUAUGGUGGAUGGUACUACUUUGGGCCGAGCAGCAUGGGUCAAAUGCCAAAUAACCCGUCUCUAUCGGCCUUUGUUCGAGCUUCCACUUUGUCAUUGGGAUCGAUUGCAUUUGGGUCCUUGAUUGUCACAUUACUUGAACUAUUGCGUAUUAUCCUCAAUUCGAUCCGCGCCAACGCAGCGGAAAGCGGGAGUCCCGUCGAGGCGGCACUGGCUUGUUGUGCCGCAUGCUUUGUGGGAUGCAUCGAGUCUAUGGUGGAAUACUUUAACCGAUACGCAUAUAUUGAAAUAGCACUCUAUGGCAAACCGUACAUCCCAGCUGCCAAAGACACUUGGCGCCUGUUCAAGGAUCGUGGUAUUGAUGCGCUGAUCAAUGACUCCCUCACAGGGAUCGCCAUGACGUGGGGCGCGUACCUGGUUGGACUUCUUUGCAGUCUUUUCGCCUAUGUCUAUCUGAGACUUACCAACCCGGGAUAUAACGCCGAUGGGCAAUAUACUGCCCCGGUCUUAUUGUUUGCAUUUGUCAUUGGUUUGCAAUGCUCCCUUACAUUGGCAUCAGCUAUCGAAGCCGGUGUUUCUACGAUCUUUGUCGGGCUCGGAGAAGAUCCUCAUAUUCUAGCCGAGCGAUCUCCUGGACUUUUCGAGAUGAUUCGCGAGACUUACCCGGACGUCGUGCGUCCCGUGGGCGUUUAA
Messenger RNA from Rhizoctonia solani, 1578 nucleotides. Its product is annotated as Plasma-membrane choline transporter. Gene Ontology annotation, biological process: transmembrane transport. The coding region runs from base 1 to 1578 and encodes 525 amino acids. Gene Ontology annotation, molecular function: transmembrane transporter activity. Lineage: Eukaryota; Fungi; Basidiomycota; Agaricomycetes; Cantharellales; Ceratobasidiaceae. The record is from RefSeq and is a predicted model, not a curated record. The transcript is spliced from 15 exons. Gene Ontology annotation, cellular component: plasma membrane.